Brachypodium distachyon (stiff brome) is the source of this 1129-nucleotide messenger RNA. RefSeq lists its product as uncharacterized. The transcript has 2 exons. The record is from RefSeq and is a predicted model, not a curated record. The coding region runs from base 122 to 490 and encodes 122 amino acids. NCBI's taxonomy places the organism in Eukaryota, Viridiplantae, Streptophyta, Magnoliopsida, Poales, Poaceae.
AGCACCAACCCUCCUCUCCUCCGAGAAAAGAAUCUGGCACAAAAAAGAUCCGGCCGGGAGCUAGAAGAAGAAAGAGAAGUUUAACUAGCGAGGAAAAGAAAGGUCUGUGCUCCCCCCCUCCAUGGCCGGCCUGAGUGUGCUCCUCGAGACCGACAACAGCGACUCCAUGAAUCCCCAGAUCAUCAGCAAGGCCACCCUCCAUAGCCCCAAGCAGUCGCCGUCCAAGAUCUCCUCCUUCUCUCGGGCCACGACGACCGCCGCAAGCCCGAGCUCCUUCUUGCAGCGCUGCUUGCUGUGCCACAAGCACCUCGCCGAGGGCCAUGACAUCUACAUGUACAGAGGUGACAAGGCGUUCUGCAGCGUGGAGUGCCGAUGCCGGCAGAUCUUCAUGGACGAGGACGCCGGCAGCAGCGCCGUAUGCGCCAAGGGCGCCACCGCUGCACGCUCCGGCCGGCGUGCCACCGGCGGCGGCGUCAGCUUCGCCUACUAGCUGACAACAGGCAGCUGGCUGGAUCUGGGUGUUACGUACGUUUGUGCAAAAAAAAAGCAAACAAGAAAGCCGAGGCAAGCUAGUCAAGGAGGACUCGGCUGGGAGAGAGAGAGAGAGCGCAAUAGCUAGCUAAUGGAAUUUGUUUAACCAAAAUUUAAUAACGAAUUCGCUCCUUGUUUUGGAGGAGAGUUCGAAGGAGAUGAGCGGAAAGGGACAGGGUUGAGUACGUGACCGCCGGUACGUGACAGGCUGACAGCUUGCCGGCGGGGCCCGCGCACGGGGGGAGAGCAGCACUACGUGUCCUCGUCGGCCGUACCUAACGGAUAAGAUGGCCGGACUUGGACUGCUGGCCCCACCCGCAAGCGGAUCACGAUCGAUCCGUCCAGCGAAAUGACGACACUUUUCUUUGCUGCUGUGCUGCUCAACAUUAAAUCGGUUGGUUAGUUAGAUUAGUCAUGGUGUGAGGCGAGGUGUGAUCUCUGCGUGCCGUGCUCCACGUGGCCUGCAGCGAGUCCGUAAACGGAUGGAGUGAUUAGGGUACAGAGAGUUUGACAAGCAAGACCGGGGUAUACUGUCUGGCAGACGAGAUGUUUGCGUCUGUUAAUCUUACUCGCUAUCAUGCUGGUUUUCUGCACUUUC